AUGGUAUUCCGAAUUUAUGGUACGGAGCUCGUUUCACUUACAAUGCUCACGAUGUCUGCUGAAAAGCACUUUCCUUCCUCUUCAUCUCCUCUUUUACGAAUUCGUACCUCAGUUAAUUUCAGGCGCUAUGGUACAGUUGAGAAUCGUUAUGCGGCCGCAGGUGUCUGCGCCACAGUGUGCCUAUUGUCACUAAUAGUCAUGUUUAUAACGUCGUACAUCGACCCGCGGACAAAUGUCCAGGAAGACAUCUACUGCGGCAUAUCGGGGAGCACCGUCGAAGGAUUUGCCGCGUUUCACCAGUUCUUCAAUAUUUCAUGUCAGGUCGGCGGAUUUUUCGGCUCGGCGUUCGCUUUUCUUGUGGCAAGAAAGUUAACAAAACAGGCCAGCGCCAAAGAGCUCAACGCAAUUCGACCGAUUCUUCUCAUUAGCUUCAUUUCAUGCAUUGUCAUCUCUUCGAGUAACAUAGUACGUGUACUAAAAAGCAUUGAUUUAUCGCUUGGUGUGCGCCGGGCAUUCGUUUGCUACUCAGAACCA
This is a messenger RNA of Ostertagia ostertagi, 534 nucleotides long. The record is from the annotation of a GenBank genome assembly. Lineage: Eukaryota; Metazoa; Nematoda; Chromadorea; Rhabditida; Trichostrongylidae.